Trichoderma asperellum CBS 433.97 is the source of this 2146-nucleotide messenger RNA. RefSeq lists its product as uncharacterized. The record is from RefSeq and is a predicted model, not a curated record. NCBI's taxonomy places the organism in Eukaryota, Fungi, Ascomycota, Sordariomycetes, Hypocreales, Hypocreaceae.
UACUGAUGUGGCUCUUAAUAAACAUGCAUAUAUAGUGACAGGACGACGCACGAAAGACUCUACAGAUGUCAAUGAUUUAUGUUUAUUGGGUGCAAUCACAACCUCCAGGGCAUCAGUUGAGAACAUUCUUUAGUUGAUACUCAUUUGUCACCAGCUAGCAACGUGUUACUGACCAAGCCAGCAACUCGAGAACGUCAAUUUACAACCAACCUUGGCCCCGAAUUGGCUCUCCCACCCAAGACUGAUUCUCUUCUGGUACCCGAGAGUUAUAGGAGAAUAUGCCUCGCUUCAAGAUAUCUUGGGUUGUGCCCGGUUUGAUGGUCGGCAAUACCAUUUGCGGCAUACUGAUGGCAGUUGGUCACCAUCUCUUCUACAUGUCCCUUGACAAACAGACCGUUGGCACCCAAAUUCAGCAAGAAUGGAAUGCCCGUAUUGGUACAGGCAUGGCAUUUUGUGUCAAGAUGUUCCUAACGGCUGCUGCUGGCUUUGCUUAUGUACAAGUGCUUUGGAGGACACUCAAGGCUCGGGAGGUCAAACUCGGGGGCAUAGACGCCAUGUUUGACGUGGUUAACAAUCCUUUUUCCUUCUUAAGCUGGGAACUAUGGAAGAAGGGCUUUGAGCUCGUUGUGUUGGCUGGAAUUCUAUGGGCCAUUCCAAUCAUAGCAGUUUUUACUCCAGCGACCUUGACAAUUCAACAGGCCAAGAGCCUGGCCCCUUCAAUACACCGGAUGUCUUUGCCUUUGGUAAACUUCUCUUCACCCUUCGUCUUUACAAGAUAUUCGACCAGUCCGACCGCGGAUGGUCCUACAGGACCAUCGAUUGCCCUGGCCCGACUUCUGUCUUCUGUCGCCGCGCAAGGCGCUGUCCUUCCUUUACAGAUGCCUUUUCCAGACGCUCCUAAAGUCUCUUACACCCUGCGCUUUCACGGCCCUUCAGUCUCGUGCGGGCCUCUUGGCGGCAAUAGCUCAUUUCACGACGAGUACGAUGAAAUCUAUAGAUAUGCCUUUAAGCACCAAGGCAAUACCCAGAUGGUAUAUGUCGGAUUCGUCCCUCAGAGUAACAAUAGUUCCGAUACAGAUACUUCAUAUGAACAUCAAACACUACUUGGCCUACAAAUCGCUACCAAUGGGUCAGUUCCACAGGACAGCAUCGCCACAGUAGAUGCAUGGUCUACGGAUCAUUGCCGCGUCUUUGUCAUUGGUACAGUCAACGCGCAUAUUGAUGAUUGGUCAGCCUCAAAAAACACAAUUGAAUGCGGCCUGUACAAUUCAACUUAUGAGGCCCAGUUCACGUUUGCCAAUGGCACUCAGGAAAUCGACGUUCAGUUGACGGAACGAGGCAAUGGCAUCUCAGAACAAAAUAUAAACCAAGACCCACCAAACAUGUACCAGCUCGCUGCCACGUUCAUCAUGCGUGGCUUGGACAAUGUAGUGGUGGGAAUCAUUCGAAGAGACCAGAGUAACCUGUAUUCUUCCUCCCAGGUCAUGUCCUCUUCGUUUAUGCAAGCUCGUGAAUUGCAGCCAAUGCUGCUCUCUGGGUUUGGUAACAUUACCACAGAUCCAUCCAACCCGCCAACCAACAUAUCCUUAGCACAGAUUAUGGAACAAUUUGUCGCAAAUGUGACAGUCAGCCUCUUUUCAAACAAAUUCUUCCUCAAUAAUGAGUCUGUGCCGAAUAUGGGAAAUGUUACUGUUUGGAAUACUAUAAACAAUUAUGUAUACAGUCCACGUAAUCUGUAUAUUGCUUACGGAAUUGGCAUAUUCGCAACACUUAUAAUUGUUGCUAUUGGACUAUUUUGUGUAAAAAUGGCAUCGCAGUCCUAUGGCAAAUCAUUCUCCACCAUUUUACGUACAACGCGAAACGCAGAGCUGGGUCGGCUUAUAGACGCGAACGAAACGAGCGGUGCUGAGCCACUAUCCAAACAUCUGGCCGAUGUAAGACUAAAGUUUUGGGUUGGACGUGUUGAGGAGGAUGAGACGGCUCCCGUCUGGAGUGCUUUUAUAUUGGCACGGGAUAAGGCGCCAUCAUACGAGAAACUGACGACGGCUUCGCAGAAUGUGUCUGAGAAUACACCAUCAUUGUAACGCCUAGAUCGCCGGUAACUGGAUAAUAUAUAGGCCUUGAAAUUUAAAUUGUUCUUAAAAGC